Molecule: messenger RNA, 5383 nt
Organism: Chelonia mydas (Green sea turtle)
Lineage: Eukaryota; Metazoa; Chordata; Testudines; Cheloniidae
Product: C-Jun-amino-terminal kinase-interacting protein 3
Exons: 27
Coding region: 966-4016 (1016 amino acids)
Biological process (GO): vesicle-mediated transport
Cellular component (GO): cytoplasm
Molecular function (GO): MAP kinase scaffold activity; JUN kinase binding; signaling receptor complex adaptor activity
Source: RefSeq, a predicted model, not a curated record
GGCGGGAAUCCUUGACCCUAAACCUCUUCCUGUGUUGGGGUGCGACCCCCAUCUGCUUUAGCCCCCCGGCGUUUGGGGGGCUGGGUGUGGGGGGAUCCCCUGUCUCCCAGAUCUGGCCCCCCCGGCUGGGAUCUACCCCCCACACCUCAGAUUCACCCCCCCCAUUUCCCAGGGGGCGGGGAGAGAAAACUUUUCUCCCCUUCUGAUCCCCAAGGUGGAAACUUCCGUGUUUCGGUUGCGGGGUUGCCCCGUGGAGGGGUUCCCGAAUUUAUAAAGUCGGGGUGUCCUGUCCCCCCUUGUCCAGUCCGGCGGGGGGGGGGGAGUUCAACUGUAACCCUUCCCCCGCAUUGGGAAUCAAAAGGGGAAGUGUGGGAGGGCAGGGAGCAGGAGGGAGCGGCUAGGCCCCCCAUUACGCUCCCACUCAGAAAUCAAGUUGGGACCCCCCCACACACACACCCUGAACCCCCCGACCCCAGACCUCUGGAAAUCAGAGGAAUUCUGCCCCCUAUUGAGCUCCCUCAAAGAGGUCUGGUGAGUGACUUUGAUUCUUACGAACCCCCCCCCAUCCAGUUAACUGAACCUGACCCCCCCACCUCGCUGCCCCCCAUUUUUCAAAAUCCCUGAUUUUUUUUAAACUUUGGCCCCCCAAAAUAACCCAAUUUGGGGGGUGUGAAAACUUUUAAAAAACGUUUUCCCCUAGAUACCCUGCAUUCCCCAGGAUCCCCCCCCGUCACACUUCCACACAUCCCCCGCCCCAGGACUCCCAUCACGCCCCCGGGUGCCCCACCUCUGGCUUUGGCCCCUUCUGGGGGCAGUGGGGGGGGUGUUUAAGAGCCUGGGAAACAGAGGGGUCCCCCGUUGGUCAGACCUAGAGGGGAGGUGCCUGGAUCCCCUGACUGGGGUGCAAGGGGGCAGGCUGCCUGUGGAAGACGGGGGAAGGGGGCUCCAGGGGAGGGGAGCAGGGCAUGGAGGAGAUUUUCGGGGAGGAAGGGGAGUCGGCCUCCCCUGCGCUCUGCGAAGAGCUGGUUUCGGGGCUGGCCGUGGGGCUGUAUGGAGAGCUGGAGCGGCUAGUGGGGGCCUAUGGGCGGGGGGCAGUGGCCGGGCUGCUGCCCCAGCUGGUCUCAGUGCUGGAGGCUCUGGAGCGAGCCGGUGGGCAGAUCCGGGAGCGGGAUGAGGCGCUGGAGCUGCUGCGGGACGACCAGCUCGGGCUCCUGGGCCAGUACGAGCGGGAGCGGGCCGGGCGCAAGAGAGCCGAGGAGCGCUACAUGGAGCUGGAGGACGCGGUGGAGCAGGAGCGCAAGGGUCACAGGGCGGCGCUGAGCCGGCUGGACGGGCAGAGCCGGCGGCUGGAGGAGAAGGCCCGGAGCUACGCGGACCAGUUGGCCAGCUUGGAGGAACAGAAAAUUGCCUUGCUCAAGGAGCUGUCAGCCCUGGCCCAGACCCACGGCAAGAUGGUUCAGAGCUACAAGGAGCUGAAGGCCCUGACGGUGCUGCCCCCUGCCCCCGUGGCCCCCCGGCCCAGCAGCGCUGCGUCCGACCCCCACUGGCCUCCCCUGUUUCUCCCCAGCACCUCGGACCCUGGCUGCCCCGGAGCCCCCAAGGGCGCUGCAGAGGUUCCGGGCCCAGCCCCGGUGGAGGGGACCCCUGACCCCCUGCAGGACGGGGCGGGCCCCACCGGGAACAGCCACCCGCUGGCUCAGGAGCUGCCCCUGCCCACCAGAGACGGCUCCCCGCAGAGGUGCCAGGAGUUGGCCGAGAUCUUGAGCUCCACCCCGGAGUUGGACCCCACUCCAGAUCUGCCAGCCAGCCCCCCAACCCCACAACGCAACAUGGAGUCGCUGUUCGCUGAGGUGUCGGGCCUGAGCCUCGAGCUGCUGGGGGAUGUGGACGAGGGGGCCGAUCUGCAGGGUGACGCCGUGCAGACCCUGAUGAUGGAGAACGCCGAGCUCCGGGAUACCAGGCUGGUGCUGGACACUGCGCGCCGACACCUCAUUGCCCGGGUGGAGGAGCUGACGGGCGAGCGGGAGUCGCUGCGGGGGGAGCAGGACGGGGCCGCCGAGGCCCUGAGCCGCUGCCAGGGGCGUCUGCGUGAGACCGAGCAGGAUCUGAGCAGGAUUCGGCAGGAGCUGGAGGAAAUCAAGAAGCAAAACAGUGACGACGCUGAGGUGGAGGCCCCGGCCUCGCAGCGGAAGCGGUUCACGCGGGCGGAGAUGGCGCGGGUGCUGACCGAGCGCAACCUUUACAAGGAGCGGCUGAUGGAGCUGCAGGACGCCGUGAGGCGCACGGAGCUGCUCCGAGCAUCUCGGGAGGUCCAGGCGGCACAGAUGAAGAAAUCAUCCUUCUGGAAAUUCUUCGACCGGCUCUUCAGCCCCAGCGACUCCCCUGAGCGGGUCCCGGCGUCGCCCCCGGUGUCUGAGCACAGGGGCAACGGGGGCAGGGCGCCCUCCACUGUGAGGUACCUGCCCCUCCCCGUCUCCCCCACAGACACAGGGGAGCCCCCCAAUCUCUCCCCCCAGCAGCAGAAGCGGGACCUUUACCGCCAGAUCCGCUCCCACAUCUGGAAGCAGCACGGCCGGGCCCCGGUUCACGGCUGGAGCCCCCCGGCCGUCCCCCAGGUUCGGGCGGAGCAGGCUGAGGGCCAGGACCUGCCCAUGCUGGCGCAGCUGCGGCUGCUGGACCAGAAAGAUCCCAGCACCAAGUUGUGGUGUGCCGUCGGGAUGGGGGUGCCUAGGACAGACGGCGGGGACUCGGGGGCACCCCAGCCUGCCCCACCGAGCCUGGUGUGGGUCUGCUCUGGGACACACUCGGCCAGCGAGGUCACAGUGAUGGACGCUGCCCGCGCCAACCUCGUCCUGGCCCAGUUUGUGCUACCCAACACCCAUGUGCUGUGUGCCGCCUGGCUGCCUGGUCACCGGCCACCCAGUGCCGAGAGCAUGGAGCUGGAACCCGAGAUCCUGGAAGACCCCCUGGCCCCCGACCCCCCAGAGCUAGAGGAGGAGAUGGGGACCCUGGACGCGGACAGUGACGGCAUUGGCACCACGGACACUGUCUGGCUGGGCACCCAGGAGGGCAGCAUUUCCAUCUAUUCAGCUGGUUCCGACUGGCGCCGGUGCCUGCGGACGGUGCAGCUGAAGGACGCCGUGCACAGCGUGGUCCACGCCCAGGGCCGCGCAGUGGUUGCACUGGGGAACGGGACCGUUGUCGUCUUCCACCGGGACGUCGCUGGCUGCUGGGACCUUCAGCGCCCCCGGCUGCUGGACUUGGGGCGCCCCCACCAGUCCAUCCGCUGCGCGCUGGCUGUGGGGGGCCGGGUCUGGGUUGGCUACCGCAACCGGGUCUACGUGGUGGAGCCGCGCAGCGCCAGGGUCCAGUGGUACUUUGAGGUGACCGGGCACCCCGAGAGCCAGGUGAGGCACAUGGUGUUGGCGGGCGACGGAGUCUGGGUCUCGGUGCGGCUGGACCCCACCCUGCGCCUCUUCCAUGCAGCCACGGGCCAGCCCCUGCAGGAGAUCGACCUGACCCCCUUCGUCCACAGCAUAUUCGGCCCGAACACUCUGGGUUUCUCCCUGCACGUCUCGGCCCUGGGCUGCUUCUCCCAGCGGCUGUGGAUCGGAACAGCCAGCGGCACUGUCUUGACCGUGCCCUUCGCGCCGGAGUUCUCAGGGCGCUCAGAGCCCGCCCCGGCCACGGGGUCCCAGCCGGGCCCCUCGCCCGCCAGCACCCCCUACUGUGCGAUGGAGAGCGCCCAGGCUUCCUACCACGGGCACCGUGAUGCCGUCCGGUUCUUCGUCUGCGUCCCAGGCUGCCUUAACUCUUCGCUGGCCGGGAGCAAUAGCCAGGAGGAGCGGGCUGGGCAGAAGCAGCCCACAGCUUUGGUGCUGAGCGGAGGAGAGGGGUAUAUCAAUCUCCGGAUUGGGGAUGACACGGACGAUCAGUUUGGGGACCUCUUGGUGGCCAACCCCCAUCUGCGCCGCUCGGUGCGCAGCCACCUCAUUGUGUGGCAGGUCCGGGCCUGAGGCUGGGGUGAUGGGCGCAGACGCUGGGCCCGGCCUGCCCUGUGAGGGGCACUGUUUGCUCCCUGGGGAGCCACUGUGUCCACCCCAUCACACUCAGAUACCAGCUCUGGUCUUGUGGGGGUAGAUCCUUCCAGCUCCUGAUGGGGGGGAUGUGUGUGUGUGUGGGGGGCUGAGUUAACCCCCUGCUGCCCAGGGUCAGGAUGAUGCUGUGACCCGAGUUGCUGGUGUUCAGUGGCUGCCGAGGGGGCUGGGGCGGGGGGAGAAUUGGCCUGUCUCCCUCCAGCCCCCCACCCCAUUCAUCUACUGGAUCUUCCCCAUGUCCCUUUGCAGCUGCUGCCCCCACCCCCGUUCCCUGCCAGUCUGAGCCCCCCACCAACACCUGCCCCAUACCUCACCAGAACCCCUGGCCCUGCCCCCUUGCCCAACCCCCACCCAAACUCCCCUUCCCACCUUGCCUUGCCCCUGCUAGACCAGCCCCUCCUCACCAUGUCCCCCCCUGCCUGUCCCCCACAUGCCGCCCCCCCCCCCCAACAAAGCCUCCCCAUCACAGCUCUGUCUGUCCCACCUUCUGGCCCUCCCUCGCAGCAGGGGGACCCCACCUCCAAGCCUGGCUACUGUAGCUCCUCUGUGCCUUUAAAGGGGGGCGGGGCCACUGUCACACUCAGGAGUAUAGAUGGCAGCUGCCACCAGGAAUAUUGUUUACAAGCUCCGCCCUCCCUUCCAGGACCCAUACAGGUCUCAGGGCCCCUUCCCCUGCUGCCACCUAAUUUACAUCCCUCACCUCUGGCUGCAUAGACUCCGCCCUCCCUGGCAGGCUUCACCCACAUCUCAGAACCCCUCCCUCUUUUGUCCUUUUACAUGCAAAGCAGGUGGGGUAGGGUGGAGUCCUUGGCCCUUGGGUUCUCUCCCUGGCUCUGCUAGAUCCUCCCCAUGCUCUGUGCCUCAGUUUCCCUUCUGGGCACUGCAGCAGUGGAUCCCCAGGCCCUUUCCUUAAGGCUUUAGGGCUUGGAGCCUGGCCCUGAAACCACCCAAUGGACUCCAUACUGACCUUAAGCCGGGGGGUUGGGGUCUCCUUGUACCCCCCCACCCCGGCACUGGAGACACAGUGGGGGCAGGCUAUAGGGGCUUUUUCCCUGCACUGAGUUACCCCUAACACAGAUCCUCACUGGGGUUAUGCCAGCUGCCCCCUCCCCAGGGCUUCUCUGCCUCGUGGGGGGCACAGGCAUGGGGCGCCCCAUUGCUGCUACACGCUCAGGGUUGGGCUCUGUCCCAUCUGUGAGUCUGUCUGAGCCGCGCCACCCCUGGCCGCGUCUGGGAAUCUUUCUGUGGGACAAUUUCUAAUAAAGCUUUAUUUUUCUGGGCUAAAA